AUGCCCUAUCCCGAAGAGGCAGAGGGUUUCCAGGUCGACGGACCUGCGACCUUCACCCAGUUUCACAAGCGCUUUUUCAAGCUGAAGCCUUUUGGUGACUAUGAUGUCGACGUCAAGAUCGAAGCCUGCGGCGUGUGUGGAAGCGACGUGCACACUAUCAGCGGAGGAUGGGGUGACCAGAAGUUCCCUCUUUGCGUGGGCCACGAGAUCAUUGGUCGAGCAGUCCGUGUCGGCCCCAAGGUCACACUGAUCAAAGAAGGCGAGCGAGUCGGAGUCGGCGCCCAGUCCUACUCCUGCGGCGAAUGCAAGCAAUGCCGCAACGACAAUGAGACAUACUGCCAGGUACAGAUGAUGGACACCUACGGCUCGGAGUGGCCCGAGACCGGCAUCGUCAGCCAGGGCGGAUACUCCUCGCAUGUGCGGACGCACGAGCACUGGGUCUUCCCGAUCCCCGACGCACUGGAGAGCAACACCGUUGCCCCGAUGUUGUGCGCCGGCCUGACUGCCUACUCGCCCCUGGUGCGCAACGGUGCGGGGCCAGGCAAGAAGGUUGGGAUUGUGGGGCUGGGUGGCAUUGGUCACUUUGGAGUGAUGUUUGCUAAGGCGCUGGGAGCGGAGACAUGGGCUAUUUCGCGGUCGCGCGCGAAGGAGGCGGAUGCUUUCAAGCUCGGUGCGGAUGGUUACAUUGCUACUGCUGAGGAGGGCUGGGAGAAGGAACAUCUUUAUUCGUUUGAUUUGAUUAUUAACUGCGCCAACUCGUCUGAGGGCUUCGAUCUUGCGCGCUAUCUGUCUUUGAUGGAUGUUCAUGGUCGUUGGGUUAGUGUUGGUCUGCCUGAGGAGGAAGGUCAGGUCAUCAAGGCUCAGAACUUGAUUUCUAAUGGUGUUCUCAUUGGCGCGAGUCACUUGGGUAGUCGUCGUGAGAUGCUUGAGAUGUUGCAGCUGGCUGCGGAUCGGGGACUCAAGGGAUGGGUUGAGGAGAUUGCCAUUGGCGAAGAAGGGCUUAAGGAGGCGAUGGAGCGCAUGCAGAAGGGUGAUGUCCACUACCGAUUCACUUUGACUGGCUAUGAAAAGAUCUUUGGAUAG
This is a messenger RNA of Penicillium brevicompactum, 1083 nucleotides long. Its product is annotated as NAD(P)-dependent alcohol dehydrogenase. Gene Ontology annotation, biological process: alcohol metabolic process. The record is from RefSeq and is a predicted model, not a curated record. NCBI's taxonomy places the organism in Eukaryota, Fungi, Ascomycota, Eurotiomycetes, Eurotiales, Aspergillaceae. The transcript has 5 exons. Bases 1 to 1083 code for a protein of 360 amino acids. Gene Ontology annotation, molecular function: zinc ion binding; alcohol dehydrogenase (NADP+) activity.